Molecule: messenger RNA, 1243 nt
Organism: Gadus macrocephalus (Pacific cod)
Lineage: Eukaryota; Metazoa; Chordata; Actinopteri; Gadiformes; Gadidae
Exons: 2
Coding region: 110-964 (284 amino acids)
Biological process (GO): regulation of transcription by RNA polymerase II
Cellular component (GO): transcription regulator complex; nucleus
Molecular function (GO): DNA binding
Source: RefSeq, a predicted model, not a curated record
CUCGUUUCCACAUACGUAUGUUUUUCGUAUCCGUACUUCCGUAAAUUUACGGAAGGGGUCGCUAGUGCUUUACGUACGGACAUGAAUUUAUUUACGGACAGCCAAAAAGAUGGGGGAACGCAUGAUAAUGGCCGUUUUUCGGAGACCGGUACUGUGGAAUAUGAGGAUCGACAUCUACCGCGAUAAGAACAAAACCAACCAGGCUUGGAAGGAGAUCGGUGAGGAGUUUGGCCUGCCAGAAAAAGACUGUAAAAAAAGGUGGCGCGACCUGAGGGAUCGAUAUGUGAGGGAAAGGAGGGAGGCAUCAGAAACCACAGCCAGUGGCAGCGCUGCCAGCAACAGGAGGCCCUGGUGCCAUGCUGGACUGAUGGCCUUUAUAGACCCCUUCGUGGCAUCCAGGAUGACGACCAGCAACAUGCCAGAGAGUUGUGGGAAUGGUGUGGAUGAGAGUGUGAAUGAGAGUGAGAUUGAGAGUGUGCAUGAGAGUGAACGGGAGGCCUUCUUGGCAGCUACCAACUCCAGCAUGGAAGAUUUUGUGAAUGUGAAUGUGACUGAGAAUGUGAUGAAUGAGACUGUGGCGAAUGAGAGUGUGGAGAAUGAGAGUGUGGUGAAUGAGAGAGUGAAUGUGCAAGUGAAUGCAGGUCGGGCGGCAGGUUCUGCUGUUGCUCCGGGCAGGAAGAGGAGGGCUGGAAGGGCAGAGGCACCCAUGCCAGCCUUUGAGCGUAACCUGAUGCUCGCCCUGGAGAGAACAGCUGGCCCCAGUGUCCCUACUAGUCCGGUCGUGGAUGAGGACCACCAUUUCUUGCUCAGCCUCCUGCCAUCACUGCGGCGGCUGGAGCUUAGCAAGAAGGCAUUCUUGAAGCUACAGAUACAUCGCCUGAUGUAUGAGGCAGAGUUUCAAUGUAAGUGGGCAAUGGUUACAAUAUACCUGUUAAUUGUUAUUGCAAAUAUUUCCCUGACUUGAUCGACCUGUCGCUAUAACCUGGCUGUUCUGUCUUUUUGUCAUUUGGCUUUUUCAGAACAAACUCCUGUGACCUGGUGACUCCUGUUCUUUUAAUUUAAAAUGUUACAGUUCUAUUUUUUUAAAUUAAAUAAAAUCACUUGAUUGUUUAUAAAAAAGAUUGUUUAUGAUUUGGUUCUUUUCACUUUAAAGCAAAUAAGAUAAUGUUACAAGUACUCAUAGAGCAAAUUAUCUGACAAGAUUAUAUGACAAACCACAAAUAAUUUACUUUAUCAGCCUGAA